GACAUAGACAAUUAAUAUCAACAAUAAUUUACAAUUUAAAAUCAAAUGUUUGUAGACACAAAUUAAAUCAAUCAACGUGACUUUAUGUUAAUCAACAAAUCAAUAUGAUCACAGCAAUUUGAAUCCUCUUAAUCCUCACGUUUUAUAAAUCACACUGAUCAUAAUCAUCAUCAAUUGAACACUAUUAAUAAAUUGUUAGGAGAUUCAGAGAAAUCAGUGGACAAUCAAUUAGGAUAAAUUGUUUGGCAUCUAUUUAAAUGGUCUCAUAAUUGUGAUUAACCUACAAUUAACAUCUUGGGAAAAAAAUUGUUCAUCAAUCUAAUUGUGAAUCUGUUAAUUGUUACUCUGUGAAAGUGUAUUCAUAUUGAUCAUAAUCAACAAUUAAGUGUUCAACAACUAAUCAACAAUCAACAAACUAAUCAACAUGAAAGGUUACAUGGAUAAAAUUGAGAACCACAACAACAACAAUCAAAAUUAUCACAAUCAUUUUACCAACAACAAUUUAAUGAAUUUGGAUGAAUUUUUAAUCGAGAAUGGAGUUGAUUUUAAUUAUAUAAACGCAAUCAGAGAGGAAUCAGCAAAAUUAGAAGUUGAAUUCAGUCCACUGGACAUUGCAUUGGCCACUCGACCAGGAAGUGAUGCUAAUUUUGACCCUUCUAGUGCUCGUUUCUCUGAAGACGAACUUCGACCUCAGCCAAUCAUGAGAAAAUCAAGGAAACAACAUGUGCCCGAUACUCUGAAAGACGCUCGAUAUUGGGCUCGAAGGGUCAAGAACAAUAUGGCCGCUAAAAGGUCAAGAGAAGCGAGAAGAUUAAAGGAGAAUCAAAUUGUUCUAAGAGCAAGUUACCUCGAAAAGAAAAUGAAUCUCUCAGGGUGACACUCGAUAAAUUACGCCAAGAGAACGAUAAUCUCAAGAAGAUGAUCGAUUCGGAUUAAGAACUUUUUUCUCUCUCAUCGAACCAAAAUUCAACAAUCAUAUUCAUGAUUCUUAUUUCAUUCUAAUUGUUAUUCUAAUCUAAUUAAUAUAUACACAUCGAUUGAUCGUAACUCUAAUUGUUUGUCUUUAAAUUAAAAUAAAUUGUUUCGAAAAACUAA
Messenger RNA from Panonychus citri (citrus red mite), 1095 nucleotides. Its product is annotated as hepatic leukemia factor-like. The coding region runs from base 425 to 877 and encodes 150 amino acids. Gene Ontology annotation, cellular component: nucleus. Gene Ontology annotation, molecular function: DNA-binding transcription factor activity, RNA polymerase II-specific; RNA polymerase II cis-regulatory region sequence-specific DNA binding. Lineage: Eukaryota; Metazoa; Arthropoda; Arachnida; Trombidiformes; Tetranychidae. The transcript has 3 exons. Gene Ontology annotation, biological process: regulation of transcription by RNA polymerase II. The record is from RefSeq and is a predicted model, not a curated record.